AUGCUAUUAAAGGUCGACUUCCCCUACACUAAUAAUGUGGCCGAAUGCGAGGCAUGGAUCAUCGGCCUACAAGCGGCGAUCGACUUCAAGGUGAAGGAACUGGAAGUGUUCGACGAUUCUAUACUUACAAUUUUCCAGAUGUUGGGGCAAUGGAAGACGAAUGACGCAAAGCUAGUGCUAUAUCAUGAGUAUCUCGAGGAGUUAGCGGAGAACUUCGAGAAAAUCUCAUUCACAAACACACCGCGCAUCAAGAAUCAAUUUGAAGAUGCACUUGUGACGCUCGCAUCCAUGGUGAGCAUCACAAAAGAAAACCUCAUCGAGCCUGUCAAAAUCGAGAUUGCCAAAGGCCCUGCUCACUGUGAUGCAAUUGAGGUGAACGAUGAACAGCCAUGGUACGAAGACAUCAAACAUUUUCUACGAACUAGCCAAUACCCAACAUUCGCCAACCGAUGCGACAGAAAAAUACUUUGGCGACUCGCAGCACAUUACUUCUUGAGUGGAGAGGUUCUUUAUCGUCGUUCUUUCGAUGCCACACUACUCCGGUGUGCCGAUGAAAUCGAGGCACAACGCCUUAUGGGAGAGAUACAUUAG
Messenger RNA from Punica granatum (pomegranate), 591 nucleotides. Lineage: Eukaryota; Viridiplantae; Streptophyta; Magnoliopsida; Myrtales; Lythraceae. The record is from RefSeq and is a predicted model, not a curated record.